AUGGGUGGCGGUUUGUCCAAAAUCAUACCUGGUAUUUACGUGGGAGGUUUGGCUGCUGCCAGGUCUCAAAUGCAGCUUGAAAAACACCAUAUCACACACAUAUGCACCGUAUUACAAAACACAGUCGAAUUUUCACGAUGGUCGAAGAUCCCUAACAGAAAGCAAAUUGUGUUCCGCGCGGACGACUCCCCUUCUGAAGAUCUAUCCAAAUUUUUCGAGGACGCCUGCUUUUUUAUUCACGAAGCUCGCGUCGCCGAUGGUGCUGUUCUCAUUCAUUGUGCCUGUGGUGUAUCACGAAGUGUGACCAUCACGCUGGCCUAUUUGAUGGUUGUGACAGACUUCUCUUUGGCUGAAUUAUUCAAAGCUGUUCAGGGAGCCAGGCAUUGUGCAUGUCCGAAUCACGGCUUCAUGCAACAACUGUUAGACUUUGAAAGGAGCGGUCGUGUGGCUAUGUUACGUGAAAAGCUGUUUAGUCGUUUUGGCGAAUGGCCAGCGGAGAGGCGGAAGCAAGAUACCGAUGCUUUGACAGCUGCCAUUGAAGCACAGGAGCACUUCAUUUUACACGGUGUUUACCCGGGCGAGGAACCUUUGGAUGGCCUCACGCCUAGCGCCAUGCACGCUGCCGACCCAGAAGGUAAAGCCACCAAUCCGGAUCUACCGGCUCCCGUUGGAAAACUCAAACACACCGUGUUUACCGUAUACUCAGAUGACAAACCUCGAAGUUUGGAAGAAUUCAUCGCAUCGCGAUGUCCUCCGGAAGAUGUUGGAACCAAAGCAGAGGACAAAUAAUUAUGCAUUUCCAUGUUCUCUCAGUUCAGAAUCUACGGAUGAAAGACCCAC
Molecule: messenger RNA, 840 nt
Organism: Opisthorchis viverrini
Lineage: Eukaryota; Metazoa; Platyhelminthes; Trematoda; Opisthorchiida; Opisthorchiidae
Exons: 5
Coding region: 1-789 (262 amino acids)
Biological process (GO): protein dephosphorylation
Cellular component (GO): cytosol
Molecular function (GO): protein tyrosine/serine/threonine phosphatase activity
Source: RefSeq, a predicted model, not a curated record